This is a messenger RNA of Lecanosticta acicola, 960 nucleotides long. The record is from the annotation of a GenBank genome assembly. Lineage: Eukaryota; Fungi; Ascomycota; Dothideomycetes; Mycosphaerellales; Mycosphaerellaceae.
AUGGCAUUACUAGCAGAUCGCCGCCGCCUCACCGCGCCGCCCGGUGGGACUGCUCCGCCCGUCUUCGGCGUCCCUCCAGACACUCACAUCUCAAGACCAACACGAACAAGAAAAGCAGACGAGCACCGCAAAAUCUUCCUCCGGACAGGCGUCGUUCCGUCGGCCAGUGGGAGCGCAUACUACGAGAUUCAGCCUCAAUCUUCAACAUCUGGAGAUGAGACCUUUCUCAUGCCAUCCGCAUCAAACCUCAAAGUCUCAUGCACCGUCCACGGCCCUCGACCGUUACCCCGAAAUGCAGCCUUCUGUCCCAAUUUGCUACUCACGACGAAUGUCAAGUUUGCUCCCUUUGCUACGCGACAACGACGCGGCUACAUUCGCGACGCAACCGAGCGGGAUCUGAGUGUUCAUUUGGAGACUGCACUGCGAGGCGUGGUCAUCGGGGAAAGAUUCCCAAAGAGUGGCUGCGAGGUUGUCAUCACAGUCCUGGAAGGAGAGGAGCACGGCUGGUGGGGCGAAUCGCAGGAAUGUGGUGGAGGCAAUGCAGGCAGUGGUUGGGGAAUGAUGAGUGUGCUGGCUGGAUGCAUCACGGUGGCGAGCGCCGCACUCGCAGAUGCAGGCAUUGAUUGUGUGGAUUUGAUUUCAGGCGGUGUCGCAGCGCUGGUGGGAGAUGAUGUGGUUCUGGAUCCCUCGCCGCCUGAGCACAACCUCCGAGCUGCUUGUGUGAUUGGGUAUCUGCAAUCCAGGGACGAGAUCACGGAGAUGUGGAUGAAGGGCGAAUCUGGUUCGCAAACCGAGGCGCUGGUGGACGGUGCUGUGAGGGCUGCGGUUCUGACGAGGACCGUGCUUGCAGAAGCCGUAAAAGAGGCAACAGAAGCAAAGCUUGCCGUGCUACAGGAAGCAAAGAAUCAGGCGCCCACGCGUGGCAAAGCAAAUGAGAAGGAUGCAAUUAUGAUCGGUUGA